Messenger RNA from Plutella xylostella (diamondback moth), 3092 nucleotides. It is a transcript of the gene TM9SF2, whose product is annotated as transmembrane 9 superfamily protein member 2. Gene Ontology annotation, cellular component: membrane. Lineage: Eukaryota; Metazoa; Arthropoda; Insecta; Lepidoptera; Plutellidae. The record is from RefSeq and is a predicted model, not a curated record. Gene Ontology annotation, biological process: protein localization to membrane.
CAGCACUGACAGUUUGUUGGUGACGUUUUCUAAUGUGAGGAGUUUUUCACGACAAUUUUUCAAAUUAAAUAUAAUUUAUUUCUAGUUAUUCUGCAGUUGUGAUCCUUCUGACGAUUAUGUAGGCUUUAUUUUUCCGCUUGUAUCGUUAGCUGUGAACUAAUUUAUUUAUUACGAGUGUUUCCACCAUGAUGGUGUCGUCAUUAGUGGCUGGCGCAGUGUUGCUCUUGACAUCCGCCAAUGCAUUUUAUUUACCCGGCUUGGCUCCCGUGAACUACUGCACAGCUGGAGACGACAAUGGGAAGUCCUGCAAAAGUGAGAUUCAGCUGUACGUCAACAGACUCAACACAGAAGAAUCAGUAAUACCGUUUGAGUACCAUCACUUUGACUUCUGUGACAGCGAUGAGUCUCAAUCGCCUGUUGAAAACCUUGGGCAAGUGGUGUUCGGCGAGAGGAUCAGGCCCGGACCUUACAAGAUCAACUUCCUAGAAAACAUUAGCUGUAAAAAAGUUUGCACUAAGAAGUACAACAUCAAUAAUGCGGAUAGUGUUAAAAAGUACAAUUUGCUGAAAAUGGGAAUGGCCCUUUACUACCAACACCACUGGAUUCUUGAUAACAUGCCGGUGACGUGGUGCUACCCGGUGCUUGACGGCAAGACCUACUGCAGCACAGGCUUCCCUAUGGGCUGUCAAGUGCGAAGGGAUCUGGACACCUGCACCCCAAUAGUCUCAACAUCUCCCAACCAGAUCGGCACGUACUACCUGUUCAACCAUGUGGACAUCGAGAUCACGUACCACAGCGGCGGGGAGGAGGAGUGGGGCGUCGGGUUUGGAGAUAAUGGUGGACGGAUUAUAUCUGCUAAGAUAAAACCGGCCAGCAUCCGCCACGAAGACCCGGAAAAGCUGGACUGCUCCAGCCGCGUCCCUCUCGAGAUCCCUGACAACUUACCCGACACGAAGAUACCUUUCUCCAUCACUUAUUCCUACAAAGUCACGUUUGUCAAGAACAACACCAUCAAGUGGUCGUCCCGUUGGGACUACAUUCUCGAGUCGAUGCCACAGACCAAUAUUCAGUGGUUCUCGAUAUUGAACUCUUUGGUGAUAGUGCUGUUCCUCAGUGGAAUGGUCGCUAUGAUCUUGCUGAGGACUCUGCACAAGGACAUCGCGAGGUACAACCAGAUGGAGUGCGGGGAGGAUGCUCAGGAGGAGUUUGGCUGGAAGCUGGUGCACGGCGACGUGUUCCGGCCGCCGCGGCGCGGGAUGCUGCUGGCCGUGUUCCUCGGAUCUGGCUCUCAAGUAUUCGGCAUGACUCUAGUCACACUCGCCUUCGCGUGUCUCGGGUUCCUCUCCCCGGCUAACCGCGGGGCGCUCAUGACUUGUGCUCUGGUGGCGUGGGUGGUGCUGGGAGCCGUGGCUGGAUAUGUCAGCGCCAGGAUCUACAAGAGCUUUGGUGGGAGACGGUGGAAGAGCAAUAUACUGCUGACCUCGAUGGUUUGCCCUGGUGUGGUAUUCGGCCUAUUCUUCAUAAUGAACCUGGUACUCUGGGGCAAGGGCUCGUCGGCCGCGGUUCCAUUCUCCACUCUGGUGGCGCUGCUGGCGCUGUGGUUCGGAGUCUCCGUGCCGCUGACGUUCGUCGGAGCUUACUUCGGCUUCCGGAAGCGGUGCCUAGAACACCCGGUCCGGACCAACCAGAUCCCGCGGCAGAUCCCGGACCAGUCGCUGUACACGCAGCCCGUGCCCGGCGUGGUGAUGGGCGGCGUGCUGCCCUUCGGCUGCAUCUUCAUACAGCUCUUCUUCAUACUCAACUCGCUGUGGUCUAGUCAGAUGUACUACAUGUUCGGCUUCCUGUUCCUCGUGUUCGUGAUCCUGGUGAUCACGUGCUCGGAGACCACCAUCCUGCUGUGCUACUUCCACCUGUGCGCCGAGGACUACCACUGGUGGUGGCGCGCCUUCCUCAGCAGUGGCUCCACCGCCGGCUAUCUCUUCAUCUACUGCUGCCACUACUUCGUCACUAAACUGAACAUCGAGGACGCCGCCUCCACAUUCCUCUACUUCGGCUACACUUUCCUCAUGGUAUUCCUCUUCUUCCUUUUGACCGGCACCAUCGGAUUUAUGGCCUGCUUCUGGUUUGUCAGGAAGAUUUACAGUGUGGUUAAAGUCGAUUAGGCAGUGCAUUUUAAUUUAACGUUUUCUUUUUUGUACUUAGCGACACAGGCGUUGGUAGAGUUUGAUGAUUUCGGAGUGUCAUUUUAUGUUCGGGUUAUGACGCGAAAGCUUGAAUGCUGCAGACAUAGGGAGUCGAGAUAGAAUCUCUUGCUUCGAUUCUAUGGUUAAAGGCAUUCGGAGAUUUUAAAUGCAGUGUAUAUUAAGCUCUUGUCUGCUAAGUUAAAUAAAAGAGUAUGAAACUUUUAUCACUGGGUGAUUUUCUACUCUAUCAAUAUUUAGGUAAAACUGAAUUCUACUUCGUGAGUGUCGUGCCUGUGUUACUAAGUUUAAGUUGUAAAUAAUGUGUGAAUGGGAUGAAAACUGAGAUGGCAACACCGAAGAUUGAUCCUAAAGUUGUCAUAUGAUUGGUUGUUUCAGUAGCCAUUUUGAUAAAUUAUUAACUCUGAUAGGCCAGCGUCAAACGAGAGUGUUGCCGAAUAUUCGCUAGUUUUCAUCCCCAUUGCAGUAAUGGCACGAUGGUCGGAUGAAUUUCUGCACAAUGAUUAUGAACUUCUGAAUGUAUAUGAGGCCAGAUUAUUUCUAAUAAUAAAUUUAUAACUUAUUAGUGAGACUGAUUUCUGAAAACAGUUGGUUCUGUUUGGUAUGUUAGUAAUGUAAGUACUUAAACAUAUCGAACUUAUUCGAAUAAAUAAACGGUACCUGUUGAUUGUUGACGAUUUCGAAUAACCAAUUGUUUUCGAUGUUCAUGAUUUGAAGAAGCAUCACUAGUAUUUUUUCUUGUAUUAUUAUUAGUUUAUUACCUACGUGUGCAAAUUAUGUAUUUUUUUAUGUUUAAAUUAUCGAUAAAAUUAUCUUUAUCAACUAAUUACUUUGAAAUGCUUAUGCAGAUGUAAGUCAGUUGAAUAUAAACAAUAAAUUGACUAUUUUAUA